Molecule: messenger RNA, 2049 nt
Organism: Ruditapes philippinarum (Manila clam)
Lineage: Eukaryota; Metazoa; Mollusca; Bivalvia; Venerida; Veneridae
Exons: 15
Coding region: 95-1957 (620 amino acids)
Cellular component (GO): plasma membrane
Molecular function (GO): ATP hydrolysis activity; ABC-type transporter activity; ATP binding
Source: RefSeq, a predicted model, not a curated record
UGUACAAUCUGUUAGACUGACAUGCUAUAGAAAGACAAAAAUAAUGAGCUGAAAUAAGAAUUUAGUAUGAACGGAUAAAUUGAAAGAAUAAAACAUGGAGUUAAGUUGUAAAAAUCUGUCAAUUUUUCAAAAAAGUGAGCGCAUUUUACAGGACAUUGAAUUAUCAGUAAAUGGUGGUGAAAUAUUGGCAGUUAUUGGACACGAAGCUUGUGGAAAGACUGCUCUUUUGUCAGUACUAUCUGGACGCUAUCCGCUGUACGAGGGAACAAUCUGUUUCAACGGGGUGGAGCAGAAGUAUGAUGCAUUGUCUAAGCAAGUGGCAUUUGUGACAUCACAUCCGCUUUUUCUUCCAACGCUGACAAUUCGUGAGACCGUAGAGUAUGCUGGCUAUUUACGACUAGACAAGGAUAUUUCACGCUCCGAGAAGCUGGACCAAAUCAAGACGGCUCAGACAAUUACGGGACUAACAGACUGUGCAACAUUACCCGCACAACUUUGUUCAAAGCUUCAACAAGUUUGUCUAGGGAUAGCAUGUGAAUUGUUACAGUGUACAGGUGUUCUAGUAAUUGAUGAACCAUUAUCGGGUAUGUCAUGCAAUGACUGUUACAAAAUGACAGAUAUUUUGACAAAAAUCUGCCAGCAGACUAAUAAAGCUAUCAUCGUUAGCUUAUCUAGUCCUUUAAACUAUUUCAUCAACCGAUGCUCGAAAGUUCUAUUUGUUAAUCAAGGACAGGCUAUUUAUCAAGGAAAUCCAGCGAUGUUGGAGGCGUUCCUAAGAGCAGCUGGUUGUCCAACAUCAUUACAUGAUAGUCCCGCUGAACAUCUUAUGAGUAUUUUGGGAAGCGGGAUCAAUCACACGACCAGUAUACAAAACUCUCUACUUACUAGGAUAAGAAAAAAUGGGACAUAUAUAUCUGCUCAUGACGACAUAUGGGUUCCCAAUGGUUUGCUGGGGAAUGAACACGAUCACGAUGUAGACAAGAUACGAGAAACAGACCUUCUCUGCGAUUCACUAAACGAUCAAGAUCAAAUGAAAGUAAAUUUGGAGAAACAAACAUUUUCUUUACAAAUGGAAAAGAUGACUUUAGAAGAUGCCACAUCAUCUUGCAGAACAUCGUUCUGGAAUCAGAUGAAGGUGUUGACUUCAAGAAACUUCUACAAUUCCAGAAGAAGAAUUUUGUUUCCUGUAAGUGUUAUACAGAAUCUUUAUAUUUUGGUCAUUUGUGUUUUGAUUUGGUGGCAGCCGGAACGGACAGAAGAAACAAUCAAAGACAGAAUGGGAUUGUUCUUUUUCACCGUUGUGCAAUGGGCUUUCUUUGCACUGCUUGAUGCAAUAUUGACAUUCCCAAAGGAGAUGAGAGUGAUACUUUCAGAAAUGCAGAAUAAAUUAUACAGAACGUCUGCAUACUGUUUGUCUAAAACGAUCAGCGAGAUUCCCUUGGCCAUAAUACAGCCAUGUGUUUAUAUGAUUGUAAUUUACUGGGUGGCAAAUCUGAACAGCGUCUCUGCUUUCCUGGCCUCACUUGGUGUACUUAUAGUUGACGUUGUCACAGCUCAGAGUAUAGGACUAUUUGUCGGCGCAGCUCUGAAUCCACCUUGGACUAUCAGUGUUGUCUCACUUGGACUUUUGUCAAUGAUGCUUUGGGGUGGGGCAUUUUGUACACCUCCUCCAUGGUUAAGAUGGGGAAAAUUUGCGUCCUAUUUCACAUACGGACUGAAUGCUCUUAUUACACUGGAAUUCCAAAAUGCUGAGCCGAUCAAGUGCGGUUCUGCCAGCAUGGUGCCAGUUUGUAACAUGACGAUCCCAGAAACAAAUCAAACAGUGACACAUUUCCCGUCUAAAUUCGUAUUGAUUGCGCAAAAUAUCACGUGGUCAGUCUUUGAUGACGUUAUUGUGAUAAUAGUCAUCGGACUUAUAGCAAGAAUACUCUGGUAUAUUGUUUUGAGACGGAAGUGAAGGAAAUAAAUAAAACUUUACAAUGAUAUUCCCGGAUAUUUAUUGAAUAGAUACUUGUUUUAUAACGCAAUAAAAGAAAACCAUUUUCAUUA